This is a messenger RNA of Drosophila pseudoobscura, 8510 nucleotides long. It is a transcript of the gene Nlg1, whose product is annotated as Neuroligin 1. The record is from RefSeq and is a predicted model, not a curated record. Gene Ontology annotation, cellular component: postsynaptic membrane; cell surface; plasma membrane. Gene Ontology annotation, molecular function: neurexin family protein binding; signaling receptor activity. Bases 761 to 5074 code for a protein of 1437 amino acids. Gene Ontology annotation, biological process: modulation of chemical synaptic transmission; synaptic vesicle endocytosis; postsynaptic membrane assembly. NCBI's taxonomy places the organism in Eukaryota, Metazoa, Arthropoda, Insecta, Diptera, Drosophilidae. The transcript has 12 exons.
UAAAAUCAACUCAAGAGAGAAACGAGAAGCCAUUUCUUCGAGAAGAGAGAGAGCAGCGAUGCCUAGAAAGAGAAGUGCCUGCCGGCCCCACAGUUGCAGCCUGAACGUCGAUCGUGCCGCAUGUGUGGAUCGUGCCCCUCGUGCUCCUCUGUUCUGAACUCAAAUAAAUCUUGUGCGUGGUCCAAAAAUAAAACCCCCUCUAUAAAAAAGGGGGACAAAAACAACAGAGCGUGCCAAGAAAAGAAGCCUCCGCCUCAAGUAAAAACAAGCGAAAAGUGAAUCGAAAAAGUUAAUCAAAUUUAAGGAAAACUUUUCUUUCCAUCAACGAUCACGCGGCGAAUGUGGCUUCAAUCGAUCCGAAAGUAUCUGGCAAUUUGUUAUUUCGUAGCAGAUCAAAGAUUCCCAUAAAGCAAAUCAAGUGGAAAUUUAUUUGUUUGAGACUGAGAAAAGCGUUUGGCAGAGACACAGCGAGAAAAAAGGAAACUUUUUGUAGCCAAAUGAAAGGAGAAAGUUGCCAGGACAAAGGAGUCCGAAUGCUAAACAUUUCAAGUAAAUAAACAACAAAACGGCAAAGGAAAAUACCGGGAAAAUGUGAGCGAAAAGAACAAUUAACAUCCCGAAGAAAACACACAAAAGACAAACACCGAAUGUCCGAAAAACUUGGAAAAGUUGGAAAAAUAGCAAAAGUGUAAGACCUAAAUUAAUAGGGAAAAAUCGGGAGGGGAAAACUCUCGGAUCGCCCCGAAAAGAAAACAAAGCCAUGAAGUUCCGUUUAGCAGCUUUUUGGCUAUUUCUGCUGACAGUUGGCAGCGGCGGUGGCAGGGGCAAUCACAAGCAAUUAAGCCUUGAUUGCUGCCUGGGGGGGCAUGGGCAUGAGGCCUCCACAUGGGGCGUGGCAGCUGCUGCAGAAUCAAUCGCCCAACGAGACGCCAACAGCGACAGCGACAAAGGAAAUGAACUGGAAAAUGCAUUGAAAUUGCGUGCAACCUCAAAGCGAAAGCAAACGGAAAUGCAAACGCAGGUUAUUGGGGACAUCACAACGAGAGCAAACCAAGCGCCAGAGGAUGCCACAACAACACUGGCAACAGCAUCCAAAUCAAUUGGCCAUCAAGCAGUGCGACGUGCCAAGGACGCCCGAAAUUUGGAGCAGCAUUUAAAGCAGAGUGUGGCCAGGCUCUUCACCAGCGAUGAAGAGUCCAACGAGAGUGACAGCGGGCCAGGCUCAAUAUUGGUCACAGAUGCCACGGCCACAGCCACAGCCACGGCCACUGCCACUGCCACGACGGUGACCACACAUCAUCCUGGACGACGGCAUGUGGUAGCCGAUAAGCUGCAGUACACCAAAGAGAUACAAAUCAAGCAGGGCCGCCUCAUGGGCAUCACACGUCGCUUUCAGGUCACGACCGGCCUGCGGGAGGUGGAUCAGUAUCUGGGCUUGCCCUACGCCGAGGCCCCGACCGGCAGUCGAAGGUUUAUGCCGCCAGGUGCACCAUUGCCUUGGCAGGGCCUGAAGAUAGCGCGUCAUUUGCCACCCGUUUGCCCACAAAAACUACCGGAUCUGACGUCCCAUGGCAGCGUUAACAUGUCACGGGCCCGUCACAAGUAUUUGAGUCGACUGUUGCCGUACCUGCGCUCGGAGGGCGAGGACUGCCUCUACCUGAAUCUGUAUGUGCCGCAUGAGGAAUCCCUGGUCGUCCCCAAGCAAUACGCAGUGCUGGUUUAUCUACACGGCGAGUCCUUUGAGUGGAACAGUGGCAAUGCCUACGAUGGAUCUGUACUCUCCAGCUACGGCGAGGUGAUUGUCGUCACAGUCAACUACCGAUUGGGUGUAUUGGGUUUCCUGCGGCCCAGCAUUGAUGCCCAUAAUAUAGCAAACUAUGCGCUGCUCGAUCAGAUAGCGGCUCUGCAUUGGAUCAAGGAGAACAUUGGGUCGUUCAACGGCGACAAUACGCGCGUGACGCUGAUGGGGCACAGCACGGGGGCGGCAUGUGUCAAUUAUCUAAUGGUAUCGCCCGUGGCCUCAGGCCUCUUCCAUCGCGCCAUCCUCAUGUCGGGCUCGGCGAUGUCCGACUGGGCGGCCAGCAAUCAGUCUUUGCAAUUGACAAUGCAAAUCGCGCAUGCCCUCGACUGUCCACUGAGCGACCAUUUCGAUGCGGAUGAUGAGGAUGCCCUGCUCGAUUGCUUGCGCCAGCGUCGGUACCAGGAUAUCUUGCACAUACCAACAUCGCUUCAGCAAUUUUCAACAUCAUUGGGUCCAAUUGUCGAUGGACAUGUAAUACCAAAUCAACCGUACAAGGUCAUGGGGCAUUAUACGGAGCAUUUCAGCCGUUAUGAUUUAUUAUUCGGCAUCACGGAGUCAGAAUCCUAUCACACACUGGCCGCAUUAGCACUCGAGGAAGGAUUACGUGAAAAUGAACGCGAUAAUUUAUUACGCUUCUAUAUGCAGAGUCGCUUUGAUGUACGCCCCGAUUUGGCAUUGGCUGCCACGCUAAAGAAAUACCAGGACAUGUACAACAAUCCGAUUAAGGCCACUAAUUUGGAGCAUCGUGAUGUGGUGCUGGACAUACUGUCCGAUGCCCGUGUCGUUGGGCCUCUACUGCAGACGGGUAUGUUCCAUGCGGAUGUCAAUCGGCGCAAUUAUAUGUACGUAUUUGGCCAUAACAGCGCAACGGGACCGUACGCCAACCUACCGCAUAGCAUUAUGGGCGAGGAAUUGGCGUUUAUCUUUGGCGCGCCUUUGGCUCCCGCAGGUCCUUUUCCCAGCCAUAACUAUACGAUGCAGGAAAAGCUGCUUUCCGAGGCGGUAAUGGCAUAUUGGACGAACUUCGUAAAGACCGGCAAUCCAAAGGCGCCCUGGAAGGGCAUCUUCUUGAAUUCGCACGCCCUCGAAUGGGACCGCUAUGACCUCGACUGGCCGGAGUUUAACAAGCGAGCACAGGCCUAUCUCAAUAUUGGAAUCCCACCAACAGUGGGCUACAAGUACCGACAGAUCUACAUGAAUUUCUGGAACAAAGAGCUGCCCGAUGAACUCAAUCAAAUUGCGGCCUUGCAGGAGCAGCUGCAUCCCGGCAGUGAGGUGAUUACGGGUCACAUGAGCCAGUACGGGCCGCGGGAUAAGGGCGCCGAGGACCCCGUGCGUACACUGAAGCUCCUGCUCCAGGAGCCCAGUCUGGCCAACAGUCCGGACUCGACGGAAACGGCGGCCGAGAACAUGUACAAUGCCCCGCCCACCUUUGGGCAUGUGAUGCACAAGCAGCAGCCGCAGCAGCCGCAGCGGGAGGAGGACUUGGAGAUGACCUCUGCCACGAAUCCCAUGGCGGAGGACCAGCCGGAGACGGUGGCCAAGUCGGAGACAACGCUGCAGCUGCUGAUUGCAUUGAUAGCCCUGAUUAUUGCCCUGAAUGUGAUCAUCUAUGGCACGUUCCUGAUGCGGCAGCGUCGCAAGAGAGCCAAAAUGUUGCCGUUUCCGGGCCCAAAGCUGAACGGGAAUAUCCUCAGCUAUGACGGCGCCAACGACGACGAGCUGAAGCGCUGCAGCAAGUCGCGGGAUGGCGACGACAGCUACGUCAUGGACAUGGCCCGCAAGUCCAACACUUACGAGGCCAUCAAAACGGGCCAGCGGUCGCCCAUCAAUGGGUAUGCGAUCCAGCGACAGCUCAGCUGCUCGACGGUGGACACCCACACGAAGGUGUGCGAGUGGAUGUCGGGGCAGGAGGUGCCCAAGUCCGGGAGCUUUGCCACGCCCACGGCAACGCCACCGACCUCAGUCCUGCCUGAUGGCCGGAUGAUCAUUUGCCAGGACAUCGAAGUGGCGGACGCGGCUCUUCUGAUCCCCCAGCAUAUGCACGAGCCGCAGCACUACGAAAUGCUGCUCCAGCGCCAGCACUCGGCCCUCACCGAACCCAGCGAGGACAUCCUGCAGCAGCAGCUGCAGCACAUGCCACUGCAUCGGCACACCCACUCGGAUCCGGUGGACAUGAUCCUGGCCGCCGAUGAGCAGGUGACAAGCUUCGUUCAUGCCGACGACGUGGACAUUAAUGUGACGAGUCGCGAUGAGAAUUGCGUGCUGGAAGUGGUGCCCCUCACGGCAGCCCAACAACUGGAACUGCUCCGGCAGCGUAACUACCCCAAGGUGCUGCCCACUGCCCAGGACCUGAGGGACAGCCGCGGUGGAAGCUACAAGCGGAACUCCUUGCCGCCGCAGAACUUCAGUGCCCCACUGCCGCCGCCUCGCACCAUCAGCAGCACUCUGGGGCGGCGGCGACGGGACAGCAGCAACAUUACCACAUCACCACUGCAGCUGGCCCAGGACCUGGCCGGGGAGGAGGAGCCCGGGGAGCCGCAGAUUACCCAGAAUACACUAAUCUUCGGUCCCAUUGUGCCCAAGUCGCCGGCGACCUCGUUAAAGCGACAGAAACGGACGCCGGAGGCGGGAGCGCCGGCAGCGGGAGCGAUGACAGCACUAAGCGGAUCCUUCCAAUCCUUUGAGUCGGUGCCGCCGGCUCAUGAGACCACACCGCCGCAGGGCGGGGAGCGUACCGAAUGCAUUUACUCGAUUGAGGCGAGUCCCGGGACGUGUCCAGGGAACGAUGGGACGAGCUGGUCGGCGCCCAAUGGCGAUUUGUAUGCACAGCCGAUGAAAUCUCCCUCCAGGACAUCGCUCAUACCGCGCCUCACCCAACAGCAGCCGACGCUGACGCCAACGCCGACGCCACAUCAUCAUCAUCAGGGAGCUGCUGAAGGAGAAGAGACAGCAGCAGUGCCUGGAGGAGCAUCAUCAAUGGCCACCACCGUCUCACCGACCCGCAUACCUCAAUUGCUGCAGCGUCAGGCUUCCGGCAAGGAUUUGCGAAUAGCAAACACCGCAAGUCCCCUGGCAAGCCAGGGACAACAGCAGCAACAACAGCGCACGGACUCCACAAUAUCAUCAGGUUCGUCGGCUUCGGCGGCAUCAUCCACAGAAUCCUCCACAUCCUCAUCCUCAUCCUCGACGAACACGGUUCGCACCGAACUGCAGCAGCACCAGCACCAGCACCAGCACCAGCCUGGCAAAAGUAUUACGACCAAUAUAUAGAAAAACCCCAACACCCAGGAGGAGCAGGGACCAGCCAGCAGCCAGUAGCCAAGAAGUUCCUCAAUUUAACGCCAGAGAGAGAGGGAAAGAGUGAGAGACAGAGUUAGAAAGGAUGGAGGUCCCGCUGUGGUCGCAUUGCGGCGGACGAGCAGGAGCAGCAGCUCCGACAGCUGCCUGCCAAAUGGCUGCCCCAUCCCCUUCCCCAUCCGCAUCCCCAUCUCCAUCUCCACUGGGGUCCACGCACACAGGCCAGGCUGUCGGAAUUUUAUAGAGCUUGCGUAAAUUUAAUAAUACAUUUUGGUAUAAAGUUUAUCUUUGACUUGGCUGCGGCGGCAUCGGCGGUUAGCAGCUUCGACUGCAGUUUGUGUGCCUGAAAGGAAAGUUUUCUACCAUCGUAAAUUAGUUGCGAGAAUUGCGAGUAUUUUGCAGCAAAAGGUUGCAGCAGCGGCAGCAGCAUAUCGAAAUAAGCAGAGAAAGUCUCAUCAAAUCAAAGGAACUUUUGAGUGAUGUCAUGGAAGUAGCAUCUAAAUGGGAAAUAUAUCUUUGAUAGAUGGAAAAUAGAUUGGUUUAUGGAACUAAGAAGAAAGUAAUAAGUAAUAACAAAAUAUGCAUAAAUAUAUAUCUAUAAUUUAGCCAUAAUUUAGUCAUAAGAAUCACAGUCAUUAUUCUGAUGUAAACCAAAGAAAGGAAUCCAUAAAAUUGUACAUAAUGGAGCCACCCAGCAAGUAUUAUAAGUUAAAUGUUCGUUCUAUGAAAUCAAAUUAGGUUUCUUGCCAUAAGAUAACACACACACACACACACAGAAGACACUCAUCGAUGAAGGCAAUUUGCAUAUGGCUGAUUUUUGCAUUUGUUUCCCCUGACAACCGACAGAAGCAGAAAUUGCCAAUAACAAUGCCUGCAUUUUGCCACUUUCCACUCCACACCAUGCCACGCCACACCAUGCCAUGCCACACACAAAAGUUGUGUCAACUAUUGUUGCCGGCAAUUUACCAAACAAAAGCUACUUACGAAGGAAAUACCCUCCAAGAGGCAGCUCCGAUUUUGAGAACACGAAGGCUAUGAUUGAUCAGAAGUGCAUAUUUUCUCGGCUCCAACUCCACUCAAUAACGAAUGUAUCUCGAAAGGGUAUCUUUAGCUUCUGCUUUCGGGUCUAGACUUUCGUUCUCUGCCUUCCUUUUAUGUGUGGCUGUCUUUAGUCCGCCAAUGCUCUCUCAGGAGCAGAGCCAGGGCAAUUUCGUGGUGCCUGCCAACUUAAUUUGCCACAAAAUUUCAACGGCAGCCACUAUUGGAGCACGCCUUGGAGCUUGGGAGCUCUGUGUAUCCUGUAGUCUCGGAGUCGCAUCAAAAUCAGUUGAAAUGUCAACAUUUCUGUAGCUGCACAUAUUUCAAAUAUUUGGCAUUUCCCGCAUAGUUGUUAACUCUUUCUCCACUUGGCUGUUUCUGUUUCUGUAUCUGACUCUCCCCAUCCCCUGCCCCAUCGCCAUCAAAGUUGUCGCCGACCGCAGCAUAGUUGGGAGUUUUGUUGCUUCUAAGCUUAAGGCCAUAUCCUGCAGGAUUUACUGCCUCUGGCGUUCGUUGCCAUAGACGAAAGUUUUGUGGACCCCCGGCUUUUAUGCCUUAUUCCCUUUGUGGCACAUUACAGUUUUUUUUUGGUUUGGUUUUUGCCCAGAGAUUGAGUUAUUGUGUCGUUUCGCUUUGGGGUCCUUUAUGCAAAUUGUUGUAUCUUGAAGUUUUUCGCUGUUUGUUUUUGUUGCUGCUGAUUCCAUAACAUUUUUAUUCUCCCUUUACGCAGGUUGUGGCACAGCACAAAACAUCGAAUGGCAAAGUUUGUCGCGAACUAAAAUUGAAAAUUCUACUGCCCUCCAAGAAAUGUUUCCCCAGAGAUAGAGCGAGAGAGAGAGAGCGAAACCGGGGGCGCCACAAAAGUCGUAAUUAAAUUGUUUGCCCCAUUGGAUUGUUUUUACGCUUUCAUUUUGGCUCUCUCGUGGUCCUUUUUGCCGGACUAUUUGUUUGGUCACUAAUUUUGUUAAGGCAUGAGAGGGGACGGGCAGUGCCAACUAAUUGAGCAGCACAAGAGCCAAAAAGUACUCCAAUCAGGGUUAUUUGAUCGGAAUGUUGAGGACAUAAAUUGAUAUAAUGGCCUCGAUAUGAAUGGGAUACCCACUGCAAGAGUGUCGGCAUAUUUUUGCACUUCAAAGGCGAAGUCUUAUAUGAGAUUUCCAUAGCCCACCCCCCCAUGGUCGACCACCCCUCCCGCCCCUGGCUGCCUGUCUGUCCAUCACAGAGUGUUUUCCCACUCAAGUCGGGCCCGGCUGUUUGUAAUUUUCCUCAAUUGGAAAAUGCCUUUGGGGCGUUUCACUCUUUCCUCAAGUUCUUCUUCGCUCUCCGCUCUUCUUUCACUUCUUUUUCCUUCCCUGCCAUGUACUCGCAUCGUUUGGUGUAUUUUCUUUUGUGGAAGCAGGCAUUCCGUGCAGUCUGCUGAAAAGUGUAUGAAAUAGUCCUUAAAUUGAAUAAACCCAGAGAUAACUUUUGUGGCAAGUUAUCAAGUGCUAAAUGGAAGUUUGUUAGCUUGAUAUGCCCUGUAAUGGAAUUCCCCCACUUUGAUAUAAAUGAAAAUUCUGGGAAAAAGCAAAGCUAGAGCAAAAGACAACAAAUCUGUUUGAUUGCAGAACAAUCCACGAGGACAUGGCUAAUUCCGAGACCUUAAUCACUUCACCGCAGGGCAAAAACACUUGUACACCAUUAAAUAUGUAGCUUUCGAAUCAAUUUGCCAGAUUCCACUGGACUGAAUAAUUCAUAAACUAGCAAAAACCGAAACUAUACUACAUACCGCACAAGCCAAAUAGUUUGGACCCAACAAAUCAAAAGCCACAGCCGGAGCCGGAGCCAGAGGAAAGCCAAACAAAAAUCGAGAAAACUAAACUCUUGGAGUACGAGGAAAUUCCCAAAAGCAGCUCCCCAGCACCGUCUGCUGCUCCGAACAUUUUCGUAAAUUUGCUGACAACCACAAAUUAGAGUAACUCAAGAGUAUAUUAAAGUCAAAUAUGCAGAGGGCUGGAACUGCCGUAACCCGAAUGUAAGAGACAAGUACAGUACAGUACAGAACGCCUCGCCUCGCCUCUAUGGAGUAGGAAACUUUCAGGAGACUGAGACUGAGACUGAGACUGGCAACAAUUCAUGCAUUAAUACAUAACGUUCUGGUCUCUGAUUUGAUUUACUGUUUGGGGACUUUUGUUGGUCAAAAUAGGGCAAGGCACAAGCAAAAUGAAAACUUAUGACAGGAAAACCCAAUAGGCAAACACCAAAAAACGAAAAACAAACAAAUAAAACAUCCUUAAACCAUAAUUUAAAUUGGAUAAUUUUUGUAAAUAUUAAAACUUUUCUAUAAUUAAAGCAAAUUAACAACGACAAGCAUAUGCUACGAUAUGGGCAA